Messenger RNA from Thlaspi arvense, 1829 nucleotides. The record is from the annotation of a GenBank genome assembly. Lineage: Eukaryota; Viridiplantae; Streptophyta; Magnoliopsida; Brassicales; Brassicaceae.
CUAGAUUUCUUGAGAGGAAAUGGGAACUGUCGUAAAAUGUUAAAACGGCGCCGUUAUUAUCUUAGUCUUCUUCAACGACGUUCUCUGAGCCAAAAAAGAAUAAUAAAAGAAGAAAGAAAAAAAAAACUUAGUUUUUCUUUCAACUGAAUUCAACCCAGAACGAAACUUCCUCGCCCUCGCGCCCUACUAACAAUCUGAGAUCUAGAGAUUCUAUUUUACACCGACUUCCAGAUCACGAAAUCUCCUCCACAUGAACUAUUCCAUCAUUUGAAAUCACACUUAACCGUCUCUCCUUUCGUCUUCAGCGGAUCAGAAGAAGAAGAUUUAGAAACCUCAAAGUCGCUCUUCUUUCUUAUUCGGGUCAUGCUUUGAUUUGGUUUGCGCAACUUUGCUCGAUUCUUCUUCUUCUUCUCCGACCCUUCGUUGACUGCGAGAAUAGUUUAUCCUUGGUCCAUGUUUUUGGCAGCACGAGGGUUAUGAGUCAUUGUAAAUUGCCGGCUCUUAUCGAAGCACAAAUUGAAAUGGGGUCGGUCAAUGAGCUCGAGCACAAAAGCUUAUUUAGACGAGAAGAAGAUGCCACGCAAACUAAAGCAGCUUCUUUGAUGGAGCAAGGCUCACUUUCUCCGAAUUUUUCUGGACACACGACUAAAUCACCAAAGAACAGCGUGCUUAAGAGCAUCAGGAUCGUCAUUUUAUCUAACAAACUCAAUCUUUUAUUACCUUUCGGUCCUCUAGCAAUAUUGGUCCACUACAUGAUAGAUAGUAAGGGUUGGGUGUUCUUACUGAGCUUAAUAGGCAUUACACCACUGGCUGAACGUCUAGGAUAUGCCACAGAGCAACUGGCUUUUUACACUGGCCCGACUGUUGGUGGCCUCCUAAAUGCUACAUUCGGGAAUGUGACGGAGCUGAUCAUAUCGAUUUUCGCUUUGAAAAAUGGAAUGAUACGUGUUGUUCAGCUGACGUUACUAGGAUCGAUUCUGUCUAACAUGUUGCUUGUACUUGGCUGUGCUUUCUUCUGCGGUGGGCUUGUGUUUUACCAAAAAGACCAAGUCUUUGACAAAGUAGGAAUUGCAGUUGUGAAUUCAGGAUUGCUUUUGAUGGCUGUAAUGGGGAUACUCUUCCCGGCUGUUUUGCACUACACGCAUAGUGAGGUUCAUGCCGGAUCAUCGGAGCUGGCCCUGUCAAGGUUCAGCAGUUGCAUAAUGCUCAUAGCCUAUGCCGCUUACCUCUUUUUCCAGUUGAAGAGCCAGUCUAAUUCUUAUAGUCCUCUUGAUGAGGAAACAAAUCAGAACGAAGAAACUUCCGAUGAAGAUGAAGAUCCCGAGAUCUCCAAAUGGGAAGCUAUCAUAUGGCUCUCAAUCUUGACUGCUUGGGUCUCUCUUCUCUCUGGCUAUCUUGUUGAUGCCAUAGAGGGUGCCUCGGUCUCUUGGAACAUACCAAUAGCUUUUAUCAGUGUCAUCUUGCUUCCUAUUGUUGGGAAUGCAGCUGAGCAUGCAGGUGCCAUCAUGUUUGCCAUGAAAGACAAACUGGAUCUGUCCUUGGGAGUGGCUAUUGGUUCCUCGAUCCAAAUUUCCAUGUUCGCGGUCCCAUUCUGUGUGGUGAUCGGAUGGAUGAUGGGUGAACAGAUGGACCUCAACUUUCAGCUUUUUGAGACGGCGAUGCUGUUCAUAACCGUUAUAGUAGUAGCUUUUUUUCUCCAGCUGCCAGUUUCUUUGUACACGAAGAUCCUCAACAAGAUGGUAUAUAACUCCGGUGGAAGAGUCUGGUGUGAAGCAAGUUGGGAACACGAACUGUUGGGGAGAGAUGUUAAGAUAUUAAGAACGAAGUAA